This is a messenger RNA of Klebsormidium nitens, 2464 nucleotides long. The record is from the annotation of a GenBank genome assembly. NCBI's taxonomy places the organism in Eukaryota, Viridiplantae, Streptophyta, Klebsormidiophyceae, Klebsormidiales, Klebsormidiaceae.
CACAAGCUGCGCUCCGAUCGACUCCAUGUUUUGCCAGCCAUAAAACCUGAGGCUGACGUGCUGUGCCGCUGCGCCCACAAUAUUGGGGCUCACGCAUUGGAACGGGUGCCAGGGCAGAUGUCCUCCACAUUCCUCAUCAAGCAGGGUCCGUGCUUUCAGUCGCUCAGAAAGGCCGCAGGCUCCCAGUUCUCCCUCAAGAAACCCACGUCACUCCUGUCAUCCCUCAACUUCAUCUCCACCAAGCGGGAAUCCAUAGCCCCUGGGCACCCAUCGAGCCUCCCUUCCGCCAAGGGAAGUCUAAAGAGUCUGCUUUUCAGUCAAAGCCCAUCAAGCAAAAGGGGAAUAAGCAGCGCGGUCUCAGCAGGGUUUGGGGGUUUUGACAGGCUGGCAGCCACGGCGCCUAACGCAAACGGCGAGCUGGACGGAGUAAUGGGGACCCCUCGGGGCAAGCCGAUGAAGUACAUAGUGGUCACAGGAGGAGUGGUUAGUGGGCUCGGGAAGGGGGUCACUGCGAGCAGCAUAGGAGUGGUGCUGAAAGCGUGUGGGCUGCGGCCGACGUCCAUCAAAAUUGACCCUUACCUUAACACCGAUGCUGGCACAAUGUCUCCCUUCGAGCACGGAGAGGUGUUUGUUCUUGAUGAUGGUGGUGAGGCCGAUCUCGAUCUUGGGAACUAUGAGCGCUUCCUCGAUGUCACGCUCACCGCAGAUAGCAACAUCACAACCGGCAAGAUCUAUAAGUCUGUGAUUGACCGAGAGCGGCGGGGCGACUACCUGGGCAAAACGGUCCAAGUGGUACCUCACAUUACAGAUGCGAUCCAGGAUUGGAUUGAGCGGGUGGCCAGCGUGCCGGUGGAUGGGCAGGAGGGUGCGGCAGAUGUUUGCAUCAUUGAACUGGGCGGAACUGUCGGUGACAUUGAGAGCAUGCCCUUUGUUGAGGCGCUUCGGCAAUUUCAGUUCCGAGUUGGUCGAGACAACUUCUGCCUGGUCCACGUGAGCCUGGUUCCCGUUCUGGGCGUCGUUGGUGAACAGAAGACCAAGCCGACCCAGCACAGCGUCCGCGAGCUGCGCGCGCUCGGGCUCACGCCGCACCUGCUCGCCUGCCGCAGCGCACAGCCCCUGGAGCAGAGCACGAAGGCGAAGCUGUCCCAGUUCUGCCACGUGCCCACCGACCACUGCCUGAACAUCCAUGACGUGUCCAACAUCUGGCACGUGCCGUUGCUGCUGCGAGACCAGAAUGCGCACAAGGCCAUCCUGCGCCAGCUCGGAUACCAGAACCCCCCCGAGCCGCAUUUGGAGGACUGGAGCAAGCGCGCGGUGCUGUGGGACUCGCUCACGCGGGAGGUGAAGAUCGCCAUGGUCGGCAAGUACACCGGACUGUCCGACUCGUACCUGUCCGUACUCAAGGCCCUUCAACACGCGUGCAUUGCCUGCGGGCGCAAGCUCGUGGUGCAAUGGGUAGCGGCCACCGACCUUGAACCAGCAGCGGAAAAAGAGAGCCCUGACGCUUUCAAGACGGCGUGGGCUACAUUGAGAGGCGCAGACGGCGUGCUUGUGCCGGGUGGGUUCGGGGACCGGGGGGUGCAGGGCAAGAUUCUUGCCGCUAACUUCGCCCGGGUUAAUGACAAACCGUACCUGGGGAUCUGCCUAGGCAUGCAGAUCGCCGUGGUUGAGUACGCCCGCUCCGUUCUCGGCCUGUCCGACGCCAACAGCACCGAGUUCGACCCCGCGACCCCGCACCCGUGCGUCGUGUUCAUGCCGGAGGUGUCCAAAACGCACCUGGGCGGGACCAUGCGGCUCGGCGCGCGGCGCACGCUGCUCACGACGCCCGAGUGCAUCACCGCUAAGCUGUACCAGGCGGAGCAGUUCAUCGACGAGCGGCACCGGCAUCGGUAUGAAGUGAAUCCGCAGAUGGUUCCGCAACUAGAGGCGGCGGGGCUGCGGUUUGUGGGCAGAGACGAGACUGGGCAAAGAAUGGAGAUUAUCGAGCUCCCGACGCACCCCUACUUUGUGGGUGUCCAAUUCCACCCCGAGUUCAAGUCGCGACCUGGCAAGCCCUCCGCCGUCUUUCUAGGUUUGAUCCUGGCGUCCUCUGGUCAGAUGGACGCAUACUUGCGAGGCAACGACGCUUUGGUCGAACCAAACGGCCGGUUCCAGUCGCCAAUGAAGCCCGCUAAGCCAGGAUAUAAGAUAACCGAGCACAUUACCUUGUAGCCGCUUGCUUGCAGUGUAAAUAUAUAUUUCAGAAGGUAGAGGUCUGCAGUGUGUGUGCGGUCAUUUUCCUGAUAUAACCCUGCCCAAAAGGUUGUUUCCAGGAGUGCAAAAAGGUGGAAGGUUGACGUUUACUGGACACACUGCUGGAAAUCUUGAGAUCUGAUAGCGUGAUGGAUUUGCACCCCGCUUGGGUGCUUCAGACAAUCGCUAAUGAUGGUCCCUUUUCGUUCUCGCCGUAGCCAAAUAGGCCAUA